Messenger RNA from Triticum aestivum (bread wheat), 1976 nucleotides. Its product is annotated as laccase-4-like. Gene Ontology annotation, molecular function: hydroquinone:oxygen oxidoreductase activity; copper ion binding. Gene Ontology annotation, cellular component: apoplast. Bases 91 to 1842 code for a protein of 583 amino acids. NCBI's taxonomy places the organism in Eukaryota, Viridiplantae, Streptophyta, Magnoliopsida, Poales, Poaceae. The transcript has 4 exons. The record is from RefSeq and is a predicted model, not a curated record. Gene Ontology annotation, biological process: lignin catabolic process.
CCUGGAUCGUACCCUCCUCGAGAUAGACCCCAGAUUUUCCUUAUCAAAAAGGAAAAACUCAGAAGCUCAGAAACCACCUAAAAGCUAGCUAUGUCCAUGGUUAUCUCCUCCGUUCUCCCAGCUCCUUGCUCUCUCCUCAUGGCAACCUUGAUGCUGCUCAUCGUCCAGGCGCAAAGCUUCACCAGGCACUACAAUUUCAAUGUGCAAAUGGCGAACGUGACGAGGCUGUGCGCCACCAAGAGCAUCGUGACGGUGAACGGGGAGUACCCCGGCCCGGCGCUCGUGGCGAGGGAAGGCGACCGCGUCGCCGUCCGCGUCACCAACCACGUCGCGCACAACAUGACGCUGCACUGGCACGGCGUCCGGCAGCUGCGGAACGGCUGGGCCGACGGGCCGGCGUACGUCACCCAGUGCCCGAUCCGGACGGGCCAGACCUACGUCUACAACUUCACCGUCCUCGGGCAGCGUGGCACGCUGUGGUGGCACGCGCACAUCUCCUGGCUACGCGCCACCGUCUAUGGCGCCAUUGUCAUCCUCCCCAAGCACGGCGUGCCUUACCCGUUCGCCGCGCCGCACAUGGAGGUUCCGGUCAUCUUCGGUGAAUGGUGGAAGGCGGACACGGAGGCGGUGGUCAGCCAGGCGCUCCAGACGGGCGGAUCCCCGAAUGUCUCCGACGCUUUUACAAUAAAUGGGCUCCCUGGGCCGCUCUACAACUGCUCUGCCCAAGACACAUUCAGACUGAAGGUGGAACCCGGGAAAACGUACAUGCUGCGCCUCAUCAAUGCCGCGCUCGAUGACGAACUCUUCUUCUCCGUCGCCAAUCACACGCUCACCAUCGUCGAGGUCGAUGCCGUUUAUGUCAAGCCCUUCACAGUCAAGACUCUGAUCAUCUCACCGGGCCAGACCACCAAUGUACUCCUCACCACCAAGCCCUUGUACCCCAAGGCCAACUUCUACAUGUUGGCCGCCUUCUACCUAGGGUACCAAAAUCCUAGGGACCCCCUAAGGCCUAGCACCAUCAACAACACCACCGUUGCCGGCAUUCUCGAGUACCAAAAUCCGGGUUCCCCCAUAGCGCCAACCUCUGACAAAGACUUGCCACUGUUCAAGCCAACGCUCCCGCGGUUCAACGACACCGGCUUCGUCGCCAACUUCGCCUCCAAGCUCCGCAGCCUUGCCACGCGGGUCGUGCCGCGGUCGGUUGACAAGAAGUUCUUCUUCACGGUCGGCAUGGGCACGUUCCCGUGCCCCAUGGACGCGACGUGCCAAGGGCCCGUUAACGGGACGCGGUUCGCGGCGGCCGUGAACAACGUCUCCUUCGUACUCCCUUCCAUGGCGCUCCUUCAGUCGCACUUCACCGGCAUGUCGCGGGGCGUCUACGGGUCCGACUUUCCGGCCAUGCCCCCGUUUCAGUUCAACUACACCGGGGCACCGCCGGACAACAUGAACGUCGGCAAGGGGACCAAGGUUGCGGUGCUGCCAUUCAACGCGUCGGUGGAGCUGGUGAUGCAGGACACGAGCAUCCUCGGCAUCAUCAGCCACCCCAUGCACCUGCACGGCUUCAACUUCUUUGUGGUCGGGCAAGGAUUCGGCAACUACGACCCCGUGAACGAUCCAGCCAAGUUCAACCUCAUCGACCCGGUAGAGAGGAACACCGUAGUGGUGCCGGCCGGAGGGUGGGUGGCCAUUCGCUUCCUCGCCGACAAUCCAGGUGUAUGGUUCAUGCAUUGCCAUUUGGAGGUGCACGCCUCAUGGGGAAUGAGAAUGGCGUGGCUGGUGCUAGACGGGAGCCUUCCCAACCACAAGUUGAUGCCCCCACCCACUGACCUCCCCGAAUGCUAGUCCGAGCCGAUGGUUUUCUAUUUCGCCAAUUUGUGAUUCAUGUCUUAUGCUGAAAGGUUCAUUGUGGCCUUUUUACUCAGUUCACUGACCGUCGGCCGUGUUUUGCAAGGUACCCAAACAGCGGUACAAUAAUG